Molecule: messenger RNA, 2109 nt
Organism: Pteronotus mesoamericanus
Lineage: Eukaryota; Metazoa; Chordata; Mammalia; Chiroptera; Mormoopidae
Gene: LEPROT
Product: leptin receptor overlapping transcript
Exons: 4
Coding region: 48-443 (131 amino acids)
Biological process (GO): late endosome to vacuole transport via multivesicular body sorting pathway; negative regulation of growth hormone receptor signaling pathway
Cellular component (GO): endosome
Source: RefSeq, a predicted model, not a curated record
GGUUGUGGCAGGAAGCCGGAAGCAGCCGCAGCCCCAGCUCGGGAGACAUGGCGGGCAUUAAAGCUCUUGUGUUAUUAUCCUUCAGUGGGGCUAUUGGACUGACUUUUCUUAUGCUGGGAUGUGCCUUAGAAGAUUAUGGUGUGUACUGGCCCCUGUUCGUCCUGAUAUUUCACGCCAUCUCUCCCAUUCCCUAUUUCAUUGCCAAAAGAGCAACAUAUGACUCUGAUGCAACAAGCAGUGCCUGUCGGGAACUGGCCUAUUUUUUCACUACUGGAAUUGUUGUUUCUGCCUUUGGAUUUCCUGUUAUUCUUGCUCGUGUGGCUGUGAUCAAGUGGGGAGCCUGUGGCCUUGUGCUGGCAGGCAAUGCAGUCAUUUUCCUUACGAUUCAAGGUUUUUUCCUUGUAUUUGGAAGAGGAGAUGAUUUUAGCUGGGAGCAGUGGUAGCAUUACACUCUGAUAAAAUGCAUUUAAUUUCUUAAAACUCAUACUAUAUGUAUAUAUGUGCACAUGUGGCCUUUUACUAUGAAAUGUAAUGUGCUGGGUUUUUUAUACUUUAUAUCAUGUUCACUUUAUGGAGGACUACAAGUUUUAUUACCAGCAAAUAGACCACUCCGUUUACUCAAGUUGAAUUAUGUUAUUUGGCCGUUCAUAUAGUCAUGGUGCUCUCAGAAAAUAUGUUAACACAGUCUUGUAGACAGUUGUUUAUGUUUGCAAAGCAUUUAUACCUUUUACCUGGGGAUGUGCUUAGAUAGGAGCAAGUCUCAGUUCUGCUCGCUUGUGGCCCAGAGAGACAGAGGUAGCUCCCUCUUUGUGUGGUAGACCCUUGCCUCACAAAGUGUUGUCCAUAGACCAGAGCACUGGCAUCUCCUAGUGAAAUGCAGAACCUGAGGCCCUACCCCAGACCCAAGUGAAUUGGAUGAGAAAGGCUGUCAUAGAGGACUAAGCAUCACAUAGAGCUUCCUUUUCUUCCCCUUUGUUGAACCUCUUAACCUCUCUGGGUGUUAGCUGCUCAUUUGUAAUUGUUGUCAAUCUGCCCUCACGUUGAGGCCUAGUUCAGGCUCUCUUUCGUAUUUGUGAAAUGUCCAAACCUGUAAUGUAUAGGCCAUUCCUCAUUUUUAUGAAAUGUUCUCAGUAGGAAACAGCUGGCUAUGUGCCUUUGCACUGUCCAAAAGGCAGUGGCCAUUUUCAUAGUCCUGGGAGACAGAAUAACCCCAGGGCUCUACUGGGAUGCAGGGAGGGAGGCCGGGCUGGAACCAGUCCCUGCUUUAGCAGGGUGAGUUAGGCUAGAUAGGUCAUUCUGUUUAAUUUCCCUCCAUAAUCUGACACUUGUGCCCUGCUUCUUCCCUGUGCUCCUCCUCCCCCUCCCUCAAACACCCAUUCCCAGCAGUUCUGAUUUGCCCUUACUUCUUCAUGACUCUGGUGCCUCCUUUCUGUAGAGACAUGGAACCAAGUAAGCAAGCAGAGGGUGAGCUGCUUAAUUUUACUUACAUGUUAAUGUACUCGUUGUCUUGUAUGUCCUGUGGGACUUUUUAUAUAUAAAACACUUUUGGCCACUUUCAAAUGAAUCAUUAGGAAAACAUGUCAAGCUGGAUCCUAUAAUCACACUUUUUCUCGCUCAAUUUUAUGUCCAAGACCUAUUGAGAAGGGGAAAUACAGGAAUUAGAACCACUUGAUCAGAAUAGUAUAUUGUUGAUGUGUGAUAACUGAUGUACAUUCAAAACACUGAGCCCUGUAAGUUUGUAAUCUGAGUUAUUGGCAUACACCGUCAUAUUCUGGAAUCAUACUGGAAGCAGGAGAAGAUAAAAGUGAUACUUAAAAGGACAGUAUGCAAAGUUAUAUUUUGGCCUUGUGCAUGAUUUUAUGUUUUCAGUGUUCUAUGUACAUACAGAAUUUUUGAAAUUAUUUCCAAUAUUUAUAUUAGAAAAAUUAUAUAGAUACUUUAUAAUUUCAACCAGCAUUUUUAAUAACACUUGCAUUUAUUAUAAUAAAUUUUACUUUAAACACAAAAUAAAAGUUUAAUUUUUUAGACACUUUAUAAUUUCAACCACCAUUUUUAAUAACAUUUGCAUUUAUUGUAUUAUAAUAAAUUUUACUUUAAACACAGAAGAAA